Molecule: messenger RNA, 468 nt
Organism: Phytophthora sojae
Lineage: Eukaryota; Oomycota; Peronosporomycetes; Peronosporales; Peronosporaceae
Exons: 2
Source: RefSeq, a predicted model, not a curated record
GUGGCUCGCUGGUUCAAUGAACUAGCCGAGUUCCAACCACAGUUCAAAUGGAGUCCAGGCGACAGUAACCAAGUGUCGGAUGCAGUGUCUCGAAACCCACUCUUUGAGCACAAUGCCGCUCAGGUUAGUCUCAGUGAGCUCAUUGAAGCGGCUCGAAACCGUGAAAUUGUAGCUAGCGUCCAAACGACCAGUGCAACUGUGACGCACUCGGCCAAACAACUAGAUGAUGAAAAUGCUCGACUGGUAAUUCCGGGCAAUGAAGAUCUGAAGAACCGUGUUAUUUGUGAAAACCACGAUGUGGUCACGGCAGGUCACCCCGGAUACUUCAAGACAUAUGUGGUGAAGCACCGAACAAGAAUUUCCAACUGCGAUGACAUCAAGCGACACGGUGGCAGAACGAUAGGCAGGGAUCAGGCUGCGGGUCGCGGAUCAAGAGGGUCUAUUGAGAGAUCUCAAGCGAUUGGAUAA